Molecule: messenger RNA, 555 nt
Organism: Glycine soja
Lineage: Eukaryota; Viridiplantae; Streptophyta; Magnoliopsida; Fabales; Fabaceae
Exons: 2
Coding region: 1-555 (184 amino acids)
Source: RefSeq, a predicted model, not a curated record
AUGAGUGAUGGAUUUUGCGAUACUCAUUUGCAGAUCAUGGUUAGGACUAGAGGAUUAGGUCGUGCCUUAGGUCAGGUCACUGGCAAAGGUGUGGGCAGAGGAGAUCGUGAUGAUUCCGAUGAUGCUCCGCAGCGUCGACAGCCUACUGCAUCCGCACGGAGGCAGCGAGUCGCUGUGACUACGGAUCACGUCGAUGAGCCAGUCAUCCCUGCGCCAGAUGUUCAGGAUGACCCGAUGGAGGCACCAGCUGCUGUGGAAGACAUUCCUGCGGACACAGGCGCAGAGGCGACUGAGGAUCCGCAUCAGGGAUUUCCGGGUGGUCUAAGCGACCCAUCCGUGUUGACAGCAUAUGCGAAUCACGUUGCUUGCAGCGUAUGGACGGGAGAGGAGCGUCCUGAAUUGAAGCUAUCCUCUCAUGGGAGGAAGGUCCACAGUUUAGGCAGGCCUGUCCCUACCAUUGAGAGACUUAUUGCUGGUACAAGACUAAGUUUUCUGAUCGCGUGUUCGGUAGACACCGGCGAUCGGGGACUUUUGUCCGCGUUUGUGGAGCGGUAG